Molecule: messenger RNA, 1038 nt
Organism: Colletotrichum chrysophilum
Lineage: Eukaryota; Fungi; Ascomycota; Sordariomycetes; Glomerellales; Glomerellaceae
Exons: 4
Coding region: 1-1038 (345 amino acids)
Biological process (GO): chitin catabolic process; carbohydrate metabolic process
Cellular component (GO): extracellular region
Molecular function (GO): chitin binding; chitinase activity
Source: RefSeq, a predicted model, not a curated record
AUGAGUUCCUCAUCGUCGUCGCGCAAGUCGCGCAGAACGACUAGCAUCUCGAACGUCAUGUACACCAACGCCGUCUACUUUCCCAACGAACGGAUCUACCAAGGGGAUACGCCUGGCGCGAUGAACUACGGGUGUAUCAACCACGUGUAUUACGCCUUUGCAAACGUGUCGGCGGACGGCGGUGUCUUUCUCAGCGACGAGUGGGCCGAUGCCCGCGCACCAGUCGAUGGCGUGCAAGGCGGUCUAGGAUCUCUAAUGCACCUAAAGCAGAAGCAUCCGCACUUGCAGGUUGUCUUAUCCAUCGGCGGCGGUAGUUCAGCAGCAGUCUUCCCCUCGGUCGCCGCGAAUACGUUGUACAGAGACAACUUUGCUCGGUCUGCGAGAGGUUUGGUGGACGCAUCUGGCUUGGACGGCAUCGAUAUCGUCUGGGAGUAUCCUUGCGAUCCCCAACAAGGUCACCACUUUCUCGCCUUGAUAGCAGCCGUUCGCCUUCAUAUGCCGGAAAGCCACUACCUCCUCACCGCCGCUUUGCCAGCAGGGAGGGCGGUUCUUCAGUACAUCGACUUGCGACGGACGGCCGACUACCUCGACUUCAUCAACCUGAUGGCUUACGACUUUUCAGGCUCGUGGACACAUCGGAGUGGCCACCACGCUCAACUCUACGCACUGAGCAAGGAUGAGAGCUCGGGAGCCUCGGCGGUGCAGUAUCUCGUCUCUCAGGGGUUUCCCUCGCAGAAGAUCCUCCUCGGCAUCCCUCUCUACGGACGCAGCUUUCUGCACGCCGCCGGACCGGGACAGAAGUUCAAGGGGGUUGGCGGGGAUAACGGCACGUUCGACUACAACCAGCUGCCGCGCCGCGGGACGAAGGAGGUGUUGGACAAGAAGCACAUUGCAGCUCAAUGCGUGGGGGCCGACGGCGGUUUCGUGACGUACGACAACCCCGACACGGGGCUCUUUUACUGGAGCGGACCAUUAGAUGCCAAGGACAGCUCCCGCAGUCUCAUCGCGACUGGUUUCAGGGCUCUGCACAGCUCCUGA